AUGUCUUUCCUCAACAAAAUAACCAAAGAGUUCGACGACCUCAAGUCCACCUUUAGCAAAGGCGAUGGAACAAAGGAGCAGAUGCACGAAGAGACACACUAUGGCCAAUCCUCUCAGCAUGGCGAACAGGCUCAGCAAUAUGGGCAGUCAUCUUACGGACAGGGCCCACACUACGGCGGAGCACCAGCACCAGGGCUUACCAAUGUGGAUUCCUCACUGCCACCUGGCUGGAUCAAGCAAUGGGACUCGACCAGCCAACGAUGGUACUUCGUCCAACAGGCAACUGGUCGAACGCAAUGGGAGCCACCUGUCCUUAUAGCCCAGAGUUAUGGUGAGCAAAAUACUUACCCAUCAACCGGAGGCCACUACGAACAACAUCACGACUCCACAAUGAAGGCCAAAGGGCACAGUACAAUGGGUGCAGCAGCAGGUGGUCUAGCCGGGGACGAUUCCGACUCCGACCAUGAGCAUGGAGCAGGUCAUUAUGCACCGCAGCUAUCGGGCUGUAAUCAACAGCCGAUGCAACAGCAACCUUAUCAAGCAGGCGACCCGUCUCUACCUUCCCAAGAAGAUGAGCUACCAGACGAAACUCGAUCCGGCUCCUCGGUCUCUGGUAGCGAUAAAGAGGAUGUCGAGGAGGCUAGAGAAGAAUAUCGCGAGGCGCUGGAGGAGGGUGAUGAUUCAGAUAUCGAGGAGGCCAGAGAGGAGUACGAGGAGGAGUUUGAGGAGACUUAUAAUGACUAA
Endocarpon pusillum Z07020 is the source of this 744-nucleotide messenger RNA. RefSeq lists its product as uncharacterized. The transcript has 3 exons. The record is from RefSeq and is a predicted model, not a curated record. Gene Ontology annotation, molecular function: protein binding. Bases 1 to 744 code for a protein of 247 amino acids. Lineage: Eukaryota; Fungi; Ascomycota; Eurotiomycetes; Verrucariales; Verrucariaceae.